AUGCAUCUCUCAUCUAAUCCGACCAGCUCUGCGCAGGCGCAUCUGGGAACCACUGCCCCUCCCACCUUCGACAAAGAUGUUGUCGUUCAAUCACGAGAAACUGGCGAUGUGAUCCCGAACCGGACGCCGCCGGGCAGCCAGGAGGAGACCAAGGUCAAGCCAUGGGCGCAUUUUGUUGCUGGCGGCAUCGGAGGCAUGACGGCCGCAACGCUCACGUCGCCGCUCGACGUGUUGAAGACGCGACUCCAAUCGGAUUUCUACCAAGCGCAGCUCCAGACUCUCCGUGCCUCUCACCCGCCACCGCCGCCGACCUCCUCUUCCGUCGUGUCCCUUACCCGGAGUGCUGCGAUGCACUUCGGCGAGACCUUCCAGAUCCUCCGCUCCAUACACGUCCAUGAAGGCUGGCGCGCAUUGUUCAAGGGACUGGGCCCAAACUUGAUUGGCGUGGUUCCGGCGCGCGCCAUUAACUUCUCCGUCUACGGAAACGGCAAACGCAUCCUCAGCGAGCACUUCGACUACCGGACGGCAACCAACCCGAUAUGGCUCGUAAAAACUCGCCUGCAGCUGGACAAGUCGAACGCGGAGCAUGGCAAGAGCCGGCAGUACCGGAAUAGCUUUGACUGCAUCAAGCAGACGGUGCGCCACGAGGGUGUGCGCGGUCUCUACAAGGGCUUGUCUGCCUCGUACCUGGGUGUCACGGAGUCGUCGCUCCAGUGGGUUAUGUACGAGCAGAUGAAGAUGUUCCUUCAACGCCGCGACGAUGCCAAGCGCGCGGACCCGACAUACGACUACUCUACCUCGGAUGCGGUUGAGCUCUGGGGUGGUCGGGUCACUGCGGCCGGUGCGGCGAAGCUGGUCGCUGCUGCCAUCACCUACCCCCAUGAGGUGGUGCGCACACGCUUGCGUCAAGCGCCGACGGUCUCGGUGGGCAACGGCAAGGUAGAGAUGAAGUACACGGGGCUCGUACAAUGCUUCAAGACCGUUUGGGUCGAAGAGGGAAUGGUCGGACUCUACGGCGGCCUGACGCCACAUCUGCUCCGAGUUGUUCCAUCGGCGGCAAUUAUGUUUGGAAUGUACGAGUUCAUUCUGCGUGUAUUCAACACGACGUCGUGA
Molecule: messenger RNA, 1113 nt
Organism: Penicillium alfredii
Lineage: Eukaryota; Fungi; Ascomycota; Eurotiomycetes; Eurotiales; Aspergillaceae
Product: putative mitochondrial carrier protein (Rim2)
Exons: 4
Coding region: 1-1113 (370 amino acids)
Biological process (GO): pyrimidine nucleotide import into mitochondrion
Cellular component (GO): mitochondrion
Molecular function (GO): pyrimidine nucleotide transmembrane transporter activity
Source: RefSeq, a predicted model, not a curated record